Molecule: messenger RNA, 1191 nt
Organism: Punica granatum (pomegranate)
Lineage: Eukaryota; Viridiplantae; Streptophyta; Magnoliopsida; Myrtales; Lythraceae
Source: RefSeq, a predicted model, not a curated record
GAAAACAGAGAGAGAGGGGGGGGGGAAGAGGGAGGGGAGAGAUGGGCGAGGUGUGGGGUCUCAUGCUGUGGUCAUUGGUUGCAGGGACAAUGAUGUCUGGGACAGGUACUAGAGGGCAGGUUGAGGACGAGCUAAAGGGCCAACUCCGCGUCGGCUUCUACCGGCAGAGCUGUCCGGCCGCCGAGUCCAUCGUGAGCUCGGUCGUCCGGGACGCCGUUCUUUCCAACUCUAACAUGGCCGCGAUCUUGCUCCGUCUCCACUUCCACGACUGCUUCAUCGAGGGAUGUGAUGGCUCGAUUCUAGUCGAAAACGGCCCAGUUUCGGAGAAACACGCAUUCGGGCACCAAGGAGUGGGAGGGUUUGAGGUGAUAGAGCAGGCCAAGGCACAGCUUGAAGCUGCCUGCCCAGGCACAGUUUCUUGUGCAGACAUUGUGGCUUUAGCCGCUCGAGACGCCGUUGCCCUGGCAAACGGUCCCACAUAUGAGGUUCCCACCGGGCGAAGGGACGGCCGGAUGUCGAACAUGUCACUGGCCAGUGACAUGCCGGACGUUGUCGACUCCAUUGAGCAGCUGAAAUCUAAGUUCUCGCGCAGGGGCCUAUCCGAGAGGGACCUCGUGCUACUAAGCGCUGCACAUACGAUCGGGACCACAGCAUGCUUCUUCAUGACGGAACGACUCUACAAUUUUAUUCCGGGUGGAGGAUCUGACCCUUCGAUCAACCCAGGUUUCCUCCCGGAAUUGAAGGCGAGGUGCCCCCAGAACGGGGACGUGAACGUCAGGAUACCAAUUGAUGAGGGGAGCGAGCGUGUAUUCGAUAAGCAGAUACUGCAGAACAUCAGGAGGGGGUUCGCCGUCUUACAGUCAGAUGCGAAGCUGAACGACGAUCCUGUAACCCAGAGCGUGAUGGACUCCUACCUGGGCUUCUUCGGUCCCGUAUUCGGGCUCUCUUUUGAGGCUGAUUUCGUUGAGGCUAUCGUGAAAAUGGGACAGAUAGAUGUGAAGACUGAUUCGGGAGGCGAGAUCAGGCGGGUCUGUUCAUCCUUCAACUGAAAAUGGCUGCCUGUUGUAGAUGAAUCACUUUCUAUUUUGGUACAUAAUUUUGCUUCCAAAUCGAUCAUUCUGUAUCAUGAACGACUUGGAGUCAGUUCCUAGACUACUAAUUUGUUCUAUAACUAGAUUUUCUAAAGUAAAA